GAUAUAUCAGCUAACGUAUACAAGUACGUGUUUUUCACGUUGCGCACAAACCGCAUCUGAACAAUACAUUACUGCAACGCUUAGCACACCUAAUUCUAGCCGCGCAUGCGGAAGGCCCGGACCCACUAUGAAGCCUAGCCGCUCCAACAGGGCUACUUCUAUCUGUGGAUCCCCUACAGACUCUUUACGUCGCCAACGGCGUUACUCUACAGCGGAACAGGCCUUGGAGCAUGCACUCAAGAGUUGCACAAGAGAACGGUCGCCUCGAGAACUUCAGAUUCUUGCUUUGGAAAAGGCGACUGCUGCGCUGAGUACACGUGCGAAUGAAUCCAGGGACCGUGCUGCCAAGUUAAGGGUGUGUCUCGCGGAUAGAGAGGUCGAUCCUAAGAGCUACGUUGCCUUGCAAUUAGAUCGUUGGAUGGAAGAACGACGGCAGUUUGAAGCAGACCGUGGGGUUAGCCAAUUGAGUCAGCAUUUGGCUUCGCUCAAGUUGAAAAGGGGUGUGCCGGAGCAAGGAAGGUUUGACGAGAAUCUUCCAGUUACACCCCUCGACAACGAGGCAAGGCGCCGGGCUAAUCUCGUUAGAUUUUUUGAACGAUCACCCACGAGGACAUCAUUACACAUCCACCAUAAGUGCAGGCCUCUUUUCGUCGACUGCACCUUCUCACGCCGGAUAACCAUGAGCGACAUUUCACCCCUUCGACUCCGUCCGUCGACCAGCGUUACUCGGAGGUUCACAACACUGAAUUCCCGUCCAAAAUCGAUUGGUGGUGAGCCAUGUGUUCCUCCUAUGCGCUCCAGCAAACCACGAGUCGCAAGCGGGCCAUCUAGACCCUCCUCACUAGUUAAAAAUAUGGGUCUUUCUAAUGCGGAAAGAAAUUCAUCCUUGUCGCAAUCGUCGACCCCUUCAUCUCGCUUGCUGCCAUUUAAUGAAUUCACUGAUGACGUGAUGACUUCCACACGGCCAUCGACUCCCCCAUUAUCCAUUGCAUCGACGUCUUCAAAUGGGGCAUCACAUGCAUCACGUGUGCCAUCGGAGGCGCCACCACAAGCGCCUUCGGGGGGCGUGGCGACUAUUUACGCAAGUUCCUCGCCACGCUCACAUACGGAGAUCCUUGCGGAACUAGACACGGACUCGGUCUGCGUGCCUGAGUACGCUGUGAACCUAUUAGAGGGGUUCGAUCUCAUUCACCACGAUAUUACUCUUCCAGAGAGAAGUCUCUCCUUAAAGCCGAGGGAGGAGGAACCCGCAACAGGAGUACCCCGUCCAUCGGAAGAAUCGGACACAGGGCCUUAUACCUCAUUCGCUUUCCCUCCGUUCCAACCGGAUCCACUGUGGUCCCACACAUCACUCAAUGCGCCUUCUACACCCCGGUCGCACGUGCCAACGCUGCACCCUCUUUCUUCUGGAUCAUCAACGCCUUCAGGCUUGAGCACGCCGACGGCUACGCGCCCCCCUGCGCUGCCCUCACGGCCACAUUCGCUCCUGUUUCUUAUGCGGAAGCGCAAGGACCUGCAGAGCAGCCCUGCAUCAUCAAUGGUAAAGCUAGACGGGGACAGUGCGCGGGGGUCGAAGCGGCGAUUUUCGUUGUUCACAAGGAAGUAGUCAGACAUGAUUCGCUUUUGGACUUGACUUGUAUAUAUUUACGAAU
Messenger RNA from Suillus plorans, 1652 nucleotides. RefSeq lists its product as uncharacterized. The transcript has a single exon. The coding region runs from base 128 to 1606 and encodes 492 amino acids. The record is from RefSeq and is a predicted model, not a curated record. Lineage: Eukaryota; Fungi; Basidiomycota; Agaricomycetes; Boletales; Suillaceae.